Molecule: messenger RNA, 1058 nt
Organism: Drosophila persimilis
Lineage: Eukaryota; Metazoa; Arthropoda; Insecta; Diptera; Drosophilidae
Product: fatty acid hydroxylase domain-containing protein 2
Exons: 2
Coding region: 1-840 (279 amino acids)
Biological process (GO): sterol biosynthetic process
Molecular function (GO): iron ion binding; C-4 methylsterol oxidase activity
Source: RefSeq, a predicted model, not a curated record
AUGGAGGCCCUACUGGAGUGCUGGACUCAGGCUGGGGAGUUUAUGCAGGACCGCUGGCUGUCGCUGCUCGACGUGAUAGGCGAGGAUCCUUGGCGGCUGUGGGUGCUGGGCAGCACUGUGACGAUAUUCUCCGUCUACUGGGUGUAUGCGACUCUGUUUACCAUUAUGGAUAUUACGAAUCGACCGCGGUUCAUACGCAAAUACAAGAUCCAACCGGGUCAGAACGAGCCCGUUGAUCUGACCAAGCUUUGGCGUGCCAUCAAGGUGGUGCUUUUUAACCUGACGGUCGUCAAUCUGUUGGCCUCGUGGGUGGUAUUCGAACUGAUCUACAAGAACAAUAACAGUCUGAAUGUACGGGAGCUGCCCACGUUCACGCGGUCGGUGCGAGAUCUGGUGGUGUUCGUGGUGCUAGAGGAGAUCAUGUUCUACUAUGUCCAUCGUCUGAUGCACCACAAAGCGAUCUACAAGUAUGUGCACAAGAAGCAUCACGAGUGGACGGCCCCGAUAGCGGCGAUCACGCUGUAUGCCCACCCCGUGGAGCAUGUACUGGCCAACCUUCUCCCGGUGGCACUCUCAAUAGCGCUGCUGGGCACCCACGUCGCCUUGGCCUGGAUGAUCUUUGCCUUGGCCAUUAUCAACUCGAUGAGCGAUCAUACCGGAUACAGCUUCCCCUGGUCGGGGGGGUCCGUCCGCUUCCACGACUAUCACCAUGCCAAAUUCAACUAUAAUUAUGGUGUGAUCGGUUUGCUGGACAAAUUGCACGGGACAUAUCGUGCAACGCCGGAACAGAAACCGCCCAUGCGGGGCAGUGGCAAAACAGUCAAGAGGAAACUAAAAUAACUACAAUUCGGUCUAACACAUUUUCAAUCAUUUUUAUUUACUUGUAAAUACAUUCAAAUUUUCAGUGCUGCCAAACGGCAAAUGUAUGCAUUAAGACCCAAGUUCGUUGUCGGGCUGUGGUUACUGAGCAGAAUAGUUGGUAUUUUGUGCGAAAAAUUCUAUGCCACUAUAAUGGUGACGUGACUUGUUGGGGAGUUUCAGGGGCCAACAAAACAAAA